AUGGCGGACCUCAACCUCCAAGAAAUCCACGACACCCUCCUCGAGAUCGCGACCGAGGCAGGCAAGAUGAUCAUGUCCGCGAACCCGGCCUCCAUCGACCAAGACACCAAGCUCAACUCCGUCGACAUCGUAACCGAAACAGACCAAGCCGUUGAAAAAAUGGUCUCCACCCGCCUCUCCCAAGCCUACCCCUCCAUCGCCUUCAUGGGCGAAGAAACCUACACAAAGGGAACCCGCCUCGGCCCGGAACCGACCUUUGUCGUCGACCCCAUCGACGGCACCACAAACUUUGUCCACUCCUUCCCGGACGCCUGCAUCUCCCUCGGCCUAGCUGUGAACCACGUCCCCGUCGUCGGCGUCAUCUACAACCCCUUCCAGGAUCUGCUCUUCACGGGUAUCCAGGGAAAAGGGAGCUACAUGCGCCGUGGCGCCGGUCCCACACAGAAACUCCCCCUCGCGAAGAACCCUAUCCCCUUGAAGGGACUCGACUCCGCGCUGUUGGCGUGUGAGUGGGGAUCCACGCGCGACGGGCCCAACUUUGACCUCAAGGCUGAGACUUUCAAGAAGUUGGCUGCGACAAAGGAGACGGGCGGCGCGAUGGUGCAUAGUAUGCGCGCCCUGGGCUCCGCGGCGCUGAAUCUUGCGGCUGUGGCGGCGGGACAGCUGGAUGCGUAUUGGGAGGGCGGGUGCUGGGCGUGGGAUGUGUGUGCUGGGUGGUGUAUCUUGACCGAGGCGGGCGGGAUCAUGGCCGGUGGGAACCCGGGGGUGUGGGAGCCUGCUGUUGAUGAGAGGGUAUAUCUUGCUGUGAGGGGGGCUCCGGGGGGACAGAAGGAGCUUGUGGAGGAGUUUUGGGGGGUGUUGGGAGGGAAGGCGUUGGAUUAUUCUGUUUGA
Molecule: messenger RNA, 891 nt
Organism: Colletotrichum godetiae
Lineage: Eukaryota; Fungi; Ascomycota; Sordariomycetes; Glomerellales; Glomerellaceae
Product: inositol monophosphatase
Exons: 2
Coding region: 1-891 (296 amino acids)
Biological process (GO): phosphatidylinositol phosphate biosynthetic process; inositol metabolic process; signal transduction
Molecular function (GO): inositol monophosphate 1-phosphatase activity
Source: RefSeq, a predicted model, not a curated record